Botrytis deweyae is the source of this 1472-nucleotide messenger RNA. RefSeq lists its product as uncharacterized. The transcript has 2 exons. The record is from RefSeq and is a predicted model, not a curated record. Lineage: Eukaryota; Fungi; Ascomycota; Leotiomycetes; Helotiales; Sclerotiniaceae. Bases 936 to 1472 code for a protein of 178 amino acids.
UGUGAGAAAUGUAAUUAUUGUAGAGAACCUGGGAGCUGUUCUCCGAAGAACGGGUGAAAGCCCAUCAAGUCACGUUUACUUGUACCUGCUUCCAGCUGUUCAUCCUAUCCUUCUAUUAUUGGACAGACUAAUGCAAGUGCCCGCACUUUCCUAUAAAUCGGUCGAUCUUGAAUCGACGAUAGUCUUGAAUUCUGUGGAGCAUCAUAUCAACCAACAAGCCAAUUAUCAAUCUACAAGUGCAAGACAACCACUAGGCUGAAAACCCGUGUCCAUGGUACAGCUGCAAUAAUCUGCACGAAGGGCUUUAUCAGUACUGGUACUUCAUUUAGUAGAGAUUCCUUGCAAAAGGUUACCUGCGCCUAACUCUGAUUGUGGAAGGAGAUAAAUCAAAAUUCCUUGUUCAUAUGCAUACACAUCCGAAUUCUUCCAUUAGCACUUUUGUUUGAUGAUCAAUGCUACAAAAAUUUGGUUCGGUCAGAAUGGUUCGAAUUCAGCUGGUGGCUAUUCAUAAACUGCACCACCUUGCAUACAUGAGUUGUAGAUGGGUGAAACGUAUGGUGGGUGAGGUUCAAAUUACAUUUGACUCAACUGUUGGAUCGCCGAAUCACUGCAUUCAAAGUCUAGAUCGAACUGCAUAUCUCCAAAGAUCCGGGGGCUGACAUCAGCUGCUAUGCCGUAAAGGUUAAACUAUCAAGUGCCAAUCACUGCCCGCGUAUCUUACGGGAAUGGCUCAAUGCAUAUGCAGCACUAUAUGCCUGUCUAGAACCAACCUAUAGUAUCGGGAAUGGUAAAAAUAGGCACCCCGCAUCCGCAUGAUUCUAGCGUCUGCGUGAGGGAGCUUUGGCAUUAUCAUAUGUAUAUAAAGUCGGUAUCAUUGAAAGAUGUAAACUUGUGAUCCGAUUCUCAAUUCCUAAAUUCAACCCCUUAGAUCCAAAAUGCAUCCCCAAUACACUCCAUAUCUUUUCGCGGUCCCCUUUCUCGCCUCCUAUCCAUUGCCCGUCAAUGCAGUCCCAACAAACUUCAACCUAACCGCCAUCACCGCCUCAAACAACAUCUCUAUGUUCCAAUGCUGGCAACUUACCGAUCCCAUUAUCUCUGGUGAGCAGCCUGGUUACGGUAGCGAGAUGAUUUUACAGAAUUUAGGGGCGAUGGGAAAUGCCACUUAUGGAUAUCUGCCCGCCAAUUUCCCCGGCGCUGCCCAUGUAGCGCCUGCUCCACAAUACGUGGUUUUUCUCUCCGGAAAAAUGGUCAUCACCAUACCCGAAACAAACCAAACUGCAACUUUUGGGGCAGGCGCAAAUGGUAUUAUUGUGGCAGCGGAUACGCAAGAUAAGAGUGCGAAUGGACAUGUGACGGCGUCGUUGGAUGAACCGGUUGCGACGGUGCAGAUUCCGUUUUUGGGGGGUGUAGCGCCGGGGUAUAGAGUUCUACAUGAUGGGAUUUGUGGGGGGGAUGAGCUGGGGUUUAAGUGA